AUGUUCUGUUUGCGUCGACGCCGUAAACGCGAUCAGGAUGAAGACAUCUUCAAUCCUGAUGCUUUCAGGCGUCAAUCUGCCAUUCUCGUGGACGACCCUCCUCCCCCUCCUCCCGUCUCUUACAACCCUCGUCCUCCGACCAUGAUCGAACGCAAACUUACAAAUGCAUCUCCCGCCCUUGCCGCACAACAGGGUUAUGGACAACCGCCCUACGGCGGCGGCGGCUAUGAUGUUUACGGUCAACACUCGUUUGGUCCCGGUGAGCUCGUACCCCAGAUACGGUCCCCUCCUCCAGCUUCGCACCAACCUUUCGGCGCUUACGGUCAAUCGCCCCUUGGCUCUCCAACAUCUGUUGCACAAUACGACUCCGCUUACAACCAGCACGGUCAAUUAAACAGGCAGCCAUCUAACCCUACCUAUCUUAACCGCCAAGACUCGAUGAUGAAUGCACCUUACGGAGUGGUCGCCGAUCCGAAUGCGCAUUAUGUGGACUUGAACCGUUCCAGCGUCACGCCUUUCCAGGCUGCACAGUAUGCUGAUAUCACACGCCGUCUGGCCAGCAACAGUCUCAAUGGUAUCUCGGAGGAAGCCGCUCGUGGAUAUGCACAUGAUCAGUCCGACAAACCUCUUCCCAGUCCGUAUGAUAGUUCUCCUUUCCACGAUUCUGCUGCAUCGCCUGCCAGUCCCCGUGCUCCAUCUCCCGUGCACAUGACCACUUCUGACCAGCACGCAUCGGCUGUUCAUGAGCCUACAGCCGCGGAGCACUCUACUUCCGAUGACACUUUCGACGAGAAGAAGCGACCUGAUACCAUGUACACUGUAUAUGAACCAGGAGAUGCAUAUGCAGGCUUUGAGUAG
This is a messenger RNA of Serpula lacrymans var. lacrymans S7.9, 858 nucleotides long. RefSeq lists its product as uncharacterized. The record is from RefSeq and is a predicted model, not a curated record. The transcript has 2 exons. NCBI's taxonomy places the organism in Eukaryota, Fungi, Basidiomycota, Agaricomycetes, Boletales, Serpulaceae. Bases 1 to 858 code for a protein of 285 amino acids.